Molecule: messenger RNA, 2040 nt
Organism: Ictalurus punctatus (channel catfish)
Lineage: Eukaryota; Metazoa; Chordata; Actinopteri; Siluriformes; Ictaluridae
Gene: kcna1a
Product: potassium voltage-gated channel, shaker-related subfamily, member 1a
Exons: 2
Coding region: 359-1900 (513 amino acids)
Biological process (GO): protein homooligomerization; potassium ion transmembrane transport
Cellular component (GO): juxtaparanode region of axon; membrane; neuronal cell body
Molecular function (GO): protein binding; delayed rectifier potassium channel activity
Source: RefSeq, a predicted model, not a curated record
UCGCUCCUGCGCUAUAAACCUUAUUCACGCGCAGAGGUGCUGCCGCACGAGCACCGCACCGCGAGGAGGGUGGCUGCGGCUUCCCGGCUUCUGUUUUUAUUUCAUUUCAGCACUUCCCACCACCCCCUAAUUUGCUAUCUCAGCGUCGAAAUCUCACCUGAAUUAUAUAGUGUGUGCAUAUAUUUAUUGUAUCCGUUUAUUUUCAAGAAAUAACACUUCAGCGGUCGCGACUUAAGAUGGUCAGGUGUCAUAUGGCCAAGGAUGAAACAACUGCAGCUUCUGAGGACUGUCAGCGCACUAAAAGACAUGUGAAGUGCUAAUGAAUGAACACAAGACGAAAGAAGAUAUUUAUUAUUAGAUGACAAGAGGCAUUUCACCCGUUUCCUCAAUCUUCAAGAGUGCUUCGACUUGGACUUGCAGGAUGACCGUAGUGGCCGGAGAUAACAUGGAUGAAACAUCAGCUGUCCCGGGGCAUCCUCAGGACACAUAUUCCCCUGACCAUGAUGACCAUGAAUGCUGUGAAAGGGUGGUCAUCAACAUCGCUGGGCUGCGCUUUGAAACACAACUCAAAACACUCGCUCAGUUUCCAGAGACGCUGCUUGGGAACCCAAAGAAGAGAAUGCGUUAUUUUGAUCCUUUGAGAAACGAGUAUUUCUUUGACCGGAACCGUCCUAGUUUCGACGCAAUCCUAUACUACUAUCAGUCAGGGGGGCGGUUGAGGAGGCCAGUAAAUGUCCCAUUGGAUAUGUUCUCAGAAGAAAUUAAGUUCUAUGAACUUGGAGUUGAGGCAAUGGAGAAGUUCCGUGAGGAUGAGGGAUUCAUCCGAGAAGAAGAACGACCCCUGCCCGAACGUGAGUUCCAACGCCAGGUCUGGCUUCUUUUUGAGCACCCUGAGAGCUCAGGGCCAGCCAGAGGAAUUGCCAUAGUGUCUGUUAUGGUCAUUUUGAUUUCCAUUGUCAUUUUCUGUUUGGAGACUUUGCCAGAACUAAAGGAGGACCCUGCAGGGAGAAUACAGACAAUAGGGAACACCACCUUUUACUACAAACCAAACAUCCUUACAGACCCCUUCUUCAUUGUAGAGACCCUUUGCAUAAUUUGGUUCUCAUUUGAACUUAUAGUACGAUUCUUUGCAUGUCCCAGCAAGGCAGCCUUCUUUAAGAAUAUGAUGAACACCAUAGAUGUAGUAGCUAUCAUCCCUUACUUCAUUACACUGGGCACAGAGCUGGCAGAAGAAGCAGAUGGUAAAGAGGGCAAGGGGGAACAGGCAACAUCACUGGCCAUUCUCAGGGUGAUUCGUCUGGUCAGGGUGUUUAGGAUCUUCAAGCUGUCCAGACAUUCCAAAGGCCUGCAGAUUUUAGGGCAGACCCUAAAAGCUAGUAUGCGUGAGCUUGGAUUGCUUAUCUUCUUCCUCUUCAUUGGUGUCAUCUUGUUUUCGAGUGCUGUGUACUUUGCAGAAGCUGAAGAGAGAGAAUCACACUUUAGCAGUAUCCCUGAUGCGUUCUGGUGGGCUGUUGUAUCAAUGACCACAGUUGGCUAUGGAGACAUGGUCCCUGUCACUAUAGGGGGCAAAAUUGUAGGCUCUCUCUGUGCAAUCGCUGGUGUGCUUACCAUUGCCCUACCAGUGCCUGUCAUCGUAUCCAACUUCAACUACUUCUACCACAGGGAAACCGAGGGUGAGGAGCAAGCCCAACUUCUGAACGUGAGUAACCCCAACAUCGCUUCUGACUCCGAUUCCAGUCGCCACAGUUCCUCAGUUGUCAGCAAGUCUGAAUACAUGGAAAUCGAUGGAGAUAUGAACAACAGCAUGGACAACUUGAGAGAUGCCAACCUUAGAACUAGCAACUGUACAAUGCCUAACCAAAACUGUGUUAACAAAAGUAAGCUGCUAACUGAUGUUUAGAGUCCAGAUACAUACAAUAGUACUGUCACCAUUCAGUAGUCGAAUAGUUUAUUUAACUCCCUAGUGCACUCCUGCAUAACAACUAUUAUCCUCUGCAGAUGAAAGAAGAACAGACGAAAACAUACAAAACGCUGUUAAAA